AAUGAGUCGUCUCAUAGCUAUCAUUCUCUUUUUUAAUUUAUCCGUUUGUCAAGAUAUAUAUAUGACAGUUGACUUGGCAUUGAAAAAAGUAACUCAACAAUCUUCUACUUCAGCUGCGAAAAUAAGUUCUUUUGCUGUAGAUGGAAAGUUCAAUCCUACACCAGCUCUUUGCAGUGAAACUUUAGUUGAGAGUAAUCCUUGGUGGACAGUUAAGUUUCACAAAGCUUUUUUCGUAAGGACAGUCAGAAUUUUAAGCCCUAGCACUAAACCUCAAAAAUUGAAAAAUAUUACUGUGAAAACGAGUUUUUUGGAGAAUGCAAAUCCGAUAAACGACGAAUCAUUUAGAACUUGUAAUAACUUUACAGUCAGUAUCAACCCCAGUCAAUCAGCUACUAUUUACUGUAUCCAGCAAUAUUAUGCAAGAAAGGUUCUUAUAUCAUCCACAAAAGAAGGUCCAGUUAAGUUGAAUUUUUGUGAAGUAGAAAUUUGGAGUAUGAGAAAUAUAGCGCUAAACAAGCAAUCAAGUCAAACAUCUAGUGGUUGGAGUGGAGCUGCAACGAUAGCAAACGAUGGUCAUACAAAUGCUCUUUACUAUUCGAAUGGUUUAACUUGUUCGCAUACACACAACCACGUUUAUUCAUGGUGGAAAAUAGAUCUUAGCGAACAAAGUAAUAUAUUCGCUUUAACAGUCGUCAAUAGAGUAGGAUUAACUUUUCGCUUGAAAGAUAUCAGAGUCUCUGUAUCUGACAUUGACUUCACACCAACCAUCUAUUCUCAAACGGAAUGUUCCAUUAAAGAGACUUUUAACAGCUAUACAACUCUUAGAUCUAAAAAAGAUUGUACAGGUCGAUACCUAGCUAUGCAGAUGACUAAAAAGCACGGUUCACAAAAUUAUUUGACGUUGUGUGAAGUUUCAAUCUACGGAACGCAUUUUAACUCUGAAAUUACAUUUGUGCCUGUCAUUGUAAAUGAGACUUAUACUUGCAAUACUGUUGCUAUAAAGAAGAUAGAUUGUAAUGGAAAUUCCUUUUAUAGUAUUAAUUUGUUAGAUUUAUCAGGAAACCAAAUUACUGUGGAUUUAAUGAGCGUACUAAUCGGUAAUGAAUGCGCAAAAAGCAGUCUCAAACUUUUUGCACAUUGUUCGUUAGAUCAUUUUGUUACUGGUUGGCAAAGUAAUGUUGUUUUAAAUGAAUGUGAGUUAGAGAGUGUAACUGAUGGAUACUAUACAGAAUUUGAUAUGAACGAUAUAUGUUCAUUUAAAUGUCGUUGCAAUGAAGGGGAAGCCAAAUAUUUAUCAGUUUUUAUGAUGGAAUCUUUUCCGUUAACAACUUAUAAAGACAUUUAUUUAGUUAUCAAAUUAUAA
Messenger RNA from Dimorphilus gyrociliatus, 1363 nucleotides. Lineage: Eukaryota; Metazoa; Annelida; Polychaeta; Dinophilidae. The record is from the annotation of a GenBank genome assembly.